GUAAAGGCAUAAGCAGUGCAACGUUAUCUCGAAAUAGUAGAAUGACAUGUAUUUUUGCAUAAAUUUGAAAGCUAGCAUGACAUGUAUCUUUCUGCAGAGGGAGUAUUGUUUAGGUUGUAAGUUCAUUUGAGCUUGAUUGCAUCUAAGUUUAGUUGGAACAACAAUUUCUAAAGUUAUUUACAAUUAUAUCCUGUACAUAUUGAUAUGGACUCUACAUUCUACAAUUACUAAAUGAACAUAGCACUAUCAGUUAGCAGAAUCGUCUCUGCAGCAGAGAAUUAAUUGAGAAUAUAUGGUUUACGAAAACUGAACAAUUGACGCUGCCGCCGCCACCGAUCCCCGCGGACGCCUCAGCCGUCGCCGGACCCCAAUGGACGACGUGGACGCCGCCGCCGCCACCGAUCCCCGCGGACGCCUCAGCCGUCGCCGGACCCCAAUGGACGACGUUGACGCCGCCGCCGUCACCGAUCCCCGCGGACGCCGCAGACGCCGCCGACCAGUGCAGAGCGCGGUCACGUUCUCCGCGCGGCCAUACGGACCAUCACUUCGCCUGAGGUCGCCUAUCAUGGCUGCCACCAGCGUCGGCAGGAACGACUCCCCGAUGGCACCCGAGGACUCCACAGUAUCGUCUAGGCUAGGAGAGGUCAAGAUCAACCUGGACGGCACUGGUGUUGCAAACUACAGCAUAGGGAUAUCGUUCUUGGAUUACAUCCUUGAUUGUAACCAAAGUCUAUGGAUCUGUCAAAGGGUCUUGCUGCAUAUGGUCAUUGUUGUAUUGCGUGGAAGGAGCGAAUGGAGAGCUGGAAGCAGAAUCAUAGGAGAUGCUGCACAAUAUGAGGAAUGACGGUAAAGGCUUUGAACUGUGAUGACAAUGAUGCCCGAUAUUACCAUUAGUAUAUUCUCAUCAAAGGUAACCUGUAAUUUUUGCUAUGACAUGGAUUUUCUAUUGUGAGGGGUGUCUUUCAUGAAGAAUGUGAUUUCUGCAUGAUACAAUGUUGUUAGAACGCAGAGAUUCUAUGCAAGGACUGACAUUUAAGAAGGAUGUAGUAACAGGUAAACCUUGAUGAAUAUUUUAACUUUCCGUGAGGAUCUUUUCAUUCAGCACAUACAUGUGUUGAGUUCUUCUUGUGUUUAGAAGUAAGAGGUGCAGCAUGCCGGACGUCCUUGCGGGAGUAGUCGAGGAGUAUCUCCGUAGCGAUUUGGAUGUACAGAGUUUAUGAUAUA
This is a messenger RNA of Triticum dicoccoides, 1224 nucleotides long. RefSeq lists its product as uncharacterized. The transcript is spliced from 3 exons. The record is from RefSeq and is a predicted model, not a curated record. Lineage: Eukaryota; Viridiplantae; Streptophyta; Magnoliopsida; Poales; Poaceae. The coding region runs from base 371 to 844 and encodes 157 amino acids.